Olea europaea var. sylvestris is the source of this 1179-nucleotide messenger RNA. Its product is annotated as long chain base biosynthesis protein 1b-like. Gene Ontology annotation, molecular function: pyridoxal phosphate binding; serine C-palmitoyltransferase activity. NCBI's taxonomy places the organism in Eukaryota, Viridiplantae, Streptophyta, Magnoliopsida, Lamiales, Oleaceae. The coding region runs from base 121 to 897 and encodes 258 amino acids. The transcript is spliced from 6 exons. Gene Ontology annotation, biological process: sphingosine biosynthetic process; ceramide biosynthetic process. Gene Ontology annotation, cellular component: endoplasmic reticulum. The record is from RefSeq and is a predicted model, not a curated record.
GCUUUUAUGAUUUCUUGAGUUUUUUUUUUUUUUUUUUUCAGAGAUGAGGGUGUCCACUGGGGAAUACAAAAUGGACUUCAGCUCUCUAGGAGUACAAUUGUAUAUUACAAGCACAAUGAUAUGGAAUCAUUACGAAGUAUUCUGGAGAAAGUUACCCAUAAAAACGAGAGAGCUAAGAAACUUAGGCGCUACAUUGUGGCAGAAGCUGUGUAUCAGAAUUCUGGCCAAAUUGCUCCACUGGAUGAAAUCGUCAGGCUCAAGGAAAAAUAUCGGUUCCGUUUAAUAUUGGAUGAGAGCAAUUCUUUUGGUGUUCUUGGAAGCUGUGGUAGAGGUCUAACUGAACACUGCAGUGUUCCUAUUGAGAAGGUAGAUAUAGUAGCUGCUGCUAUGGGAAAUGCAUUGGCUGCUGAAGGAGGAUUUUGCACUGGGAGUGCCAGAGUCGUUGAUCACCAACGUCUCAGUAGUUCAGGUUACCUCUUUUCUGCUUCUUUACCUCCAUAUCUAGCAAGUGCUGCAAUUGCUGCUGUUGAUGUGUUGGAAGAUAAUCUGGAUCUUAUAACAAAGUUGAAGAAAAAUGUUGCUACUCUCCACAAUGGUUUAUCAGAUGUACGUGGCCUUGAGAUUAUGAGUGAUCCACAAUCACCAAUUGUUUUCCUCAGGUUGAGGAAUUCCACGGGAUCUGUAAAGGGCGACUUACAAAUACUUGAAAAUAUAGCUGAUCGUGUUCUGAAGGAAGACUCUAUAUUUUGUGUUACUUCAAAGAGAUCUACAAUCGAUAAAUGCAAUUUAGCUUCAGGAAUCAGAUUGUUCGUUUCAGCUGCUCACACGGAACCUGAUCUGGUGAAAGCAUAUGAAUCAUUUAAAAGAGUUACUCCAUCGGUGCUGGAAGGUCAAUGAAUAUAUUUUCUGAACCAUUGCCCAUUUUAGAAUAACUCGAUACUAAAACAUGCUUUUUUCUCUGGAGAUCUUUUUGUUAGAUGAUGAUGAUCUUCCCGUCGCACAAAAAAGGCUCUUUGAAGUUUUCAUUGUUGGUUAUUUUGUGUUUAUAACUAGUUUACCACAGAUGUACAAAUUUUUGGAUUGUAUUUCUUUUUCUUGGGAUGGCUUAAACCGGCAUUCACCACUUUGUAAAGAGAUAUGAUAACCAAAUGAGCAACUACAGAGGGAGUCUUAAGUCGA